Messenger RNA from Mitosporidium daphniae, 798 nucleotides. RefSeq lists its product as uncharacterized. Gene Ontology annotation, cellular component: snRNA-activating protein complex. Bases 1 to 798 code for a protein of 265 amino acids. The record is from RefSeq and is a predicted model, not a curated record. Gene Ontology annotation, molecular function: sequence-specific DNA binding. NCBI's taxonomy places the organism in Eukaryota, Fungi, Microsporidia. Gene Ontology annotation, biological process: snRNA transcription by RNA polymerase III; snRNA transcription by RNA polymerase II. The transcript is spliced from 2 exons.
AUGUCCAUUUCCUCGCCCAGCACGUCGCAUUUUGAGAUCGGUUGUACCUCUGCGUGCCCGUCUUUUUUUUCGUUCGGUGGGAUUGUAAUUGACAAGAAGCUGAUCAAGCAGGAUAUUCGGUCUUUGUUUCUGCUAUACAUUUCUUUAAAUACCACAUCAUUGGAGACGUUUCGGGAUCUUUGGUACGAGCGAGGCUUUUCGUUAAUUCAUUACAUAUGCACUCAAAGAGAUUCAAAGGAUCUAUUUCUGGAAUACAUUUAUAGCGUGAUCCUCUCGUAUUUUCUGGUGUCUCCUACAUCGUGCGGACGUGCCGGUGUUGUUUAUGCCCUGUACUUGCUGAGAGAAUCAGAGCCCCUGAAGGGAUCUAUAUCUCAGACCCACAUUCCCAUUCCAAUAAUCAACACCGUGAUGUACAACGAACUCAAGGAAUCAUACCAAGUCUUUUCGACAGAAGGAUUGAUUGAGCCGCUUUUGGUUCUGCGCUAUUUGUUCAAAAACGAUGCCUUUGGCUAUAUUCAAAACCGCAGCACUUUAUUUGACAUUGAGGAUUCCGGCUCUGAUCUGUCGCAAAAUUUGCUUUCUCCCACGACUUUGGACGAUCCACGGUAUUUUGAUGACAAUUUAUUGGUUGUGGAGACCUCUGAUGUAGAAUUUUUUGAAACCUCCGGUGCAAUGUACACGCUACUAAAAAAGGAACUUGCCACGUUGGUUCCCACUGGUGAGCUUCCCCACGAGCUUGCUUUAUUUGACUCUUCGCUCGUUUGCAAGUUGAGGUUAUUGAAAAAGUCGGACCAAUGA